ACCUAUGGGGUGAAGAAAAAAUCCAGCUCCAAUUAAAGAGCAGUCACAGAAAUAUAGAUAUGUUUGCAGACAUUUCAAAAUAAAUGAAGAAAAGGGACCAUAAUAGAUCUGCUGUUGACUGCAGAUCAAAAACCAAAUGUAUGAGGCUUGACUUUAAAAAGGCAGCUGCCCGCAAUUCAUUGUCUGGAUGUCAGCGGGUGACAUGCCCAUUCUAUGAUCAGCUUCAGGAAAUCUUGGGUGGCGAUGCCAGCAUAACACCACAACAAAUUGCUCGAAGUCUUGAGAUCAGAUGACAGCCAUCCAUGACAGAACACAGCAUUCGUGAGACACAGGAGUCCUGUGAGGAAAUGAUGGUGGUAUCACAGGAUUUAGAGACGAGCAACGUGACUCAGUAUCUUGGAUACAGACAGAUCUACUGCCUGUGAUGAAGAGGAAAUUAUUAACCAAAAUGAAGAGCCUCAAGAUAUUUCAAGUGAUGAUGUUUUUGAGAGUAACAAACAAGGUGAUCAUCUUGAACCAUCCAGGCCAGCUCUCGGCAGGCUACACCCCAGUGCUGGAUUGCCACACAGCCCAUAUCUCCAGUAAGUUUGCUGAGCUGAGGGAGAAGAUUGAUCGCAGGUCUGGCAAGAAGCUGGCGGAUGACCCCAAAGCUCUGAAGUCUGGAGAUGCAGCCAUUGUCCAGAUGAUCCCUGGCAAGCCCAUGUGUGUGGAGAGCUUCUCUGAAUAUCCCCCUCCCUCUUGGAAUGACAGAGCAAAUACAACUGAAACCAAUGAAACUGGAUAAGCAUCCGUAUGUUAGUAUUUCUAAUCAACAUGUAUUAUUGAUGACUAAGAUUUAUUAAUAUGUUUACAGACUUCAUGUGCUUUGCUUCAAGCGGUAAUUGAGUAUGUCCUUACACACACUGCAUAUUACAUAUACGCCGUUGGUUCAUUUUACAAUCUCUGUUUCUGCUAUGCUAUUGUAUCUUUACUAUUAUUCCAAGAAAGUAUUUAAGUGGAGAUGCAUGGAGAAUUGUGGAU
This is a messenger RNA of Rhineura floridana, 1020 nucleotides long. Its product is annotated as elongation factor 1-alpha 2-like. Bases 425 to 784 code for a protein of 119 amino acids. The record is from RefSeq and is a predicted model, not a curated record. The transcript is spliced from 4 exons. Lineage: Eukaryota; Metazoa; Chordata; Lepidosauria; Squamata; Rhineuridae.